AUGUUCCGCAAGAAGCCUAAGGUCCGAGAACCCUUCAUCAUCCCCUCCAGCCUCGCCGAACUUGGCCUCCGCGUCACACCCAACGAUGAGCUACGACGAAUCAAGAACCCGGAGUUACCGUAUGAGUAUUUUCAGCGAAAUGAUUUUGGGUAUAAUGAGGCGCAUAAGGUCGCUGUAAUGAAGUGCGUUUACGACAUCGUCGAUGAGAGACUCCAGAAGUUGGGCAUGGAGCGCCUUCGUAUCCCUUUAGGUACUAAAGAAGAUGAACCGCAUACGGAGAUCCUCGUCUCGUCCGAUUUGAGAACCAAUGCAAAGAGGGUGGUGGUGUUUAUGCCGGAUGGGAGCCGUCUUGGGGUUUGGGGAGAUAGGGUUUUGACGACGUGGACUUUGCAUGCGGGUUCCAUGGAAGAUUCCGUCCGUCGGGCUCAGGAAGCGAGGUACUCAGUCGUGAUCUGCAAUGCCGGCGAGUUGUUCUAUGUACCCUCACAGAAACGAGCCAUGCGCCUUUUCGAAACACGGUCUUUUGGUUCGCGAACGGAGACGAUCCCUGGGAAUGCAACGCCUCAGGAACACUUCAGAUAUGUGAUGGAAGAGGUGAUCAAGCCAGCGCCGGCCGCGAAAGUUGUCGUUUUGGCGCAUCUGUUUGGGACAGAGUGUGCCGUGUCAUAUUUUGACGCUAAUUGGAACGACUGGGCGGAUCAUUUAACUGCGUUGGGCUUAGCCAAAACUCAGCAUACGGCAGCUGAUACGAAUAAUAAGGCAUUCCGGUGGUUCAUGGCAAAUCGUGCAGUAAACUACGAACAAGCCCUGGACGACCAAGAUUCUUCGACGGAAAAAGUAAGCAACUAUGCAGCUGGAAAGGCAGGGUUCGGAUGUGUGACGUUCUCUGCAGAGUGUCGGUUCAUGGACGAAGUCGUCGCUGCUGCACUCCCCUUCUAUUUCGAGUUCUUUGAGAAAAUGGAGAAGGAAGGUGCGUUGACCUCUUAUGAGGCUGGUGAGAGCGAGGAGGAGGAGGAUGAGAUAUCGGGCGAGGUAGACGUGGAGGUGGAGGAGGUGGCUGUGGAUAGUGGGUUGGGUGGGAGCGGAUGGGAGUGA
Molecule: messenger RNA, 1095 nt
Organism: Saitoella complicata NRRL Y-17804
Lineage: Eukaryota; Fungi; Ascomycota; Saitoellomycetes; Saitoellales; Saitoellaceae
Exons: 6
Coding region: 1-1095 (364 amino acids)
Biological process (GO): regulatory ncRNA-mediated heterochromatin formation
Cellular component (GO): nucleus
Molecular function (GO): siRNA binding
Source: RefSeq, a predicted model, not a curated record